UCGUAGCAGGUAGUGUACAGUCGUUCUUAAAAUUUUGAAGUUUUGUCCUGGGGUAGAGAGAAGAGUGGCGUUCAAUUUUUUAAAAUAAGAAAAAAAUAAAAAACGAAAUGGCUAAUGUUGGAAACCAAUUGGACGUAUUCGGUCGUUCGUUCGUGUAGUGUGCAGUGAUCACGCAGUAGGCAGAUAGAGAGAGAGUGAGAGAGAGAGAAACUGAAUGGUUCAAAUGAAAAUAGAGACUUGCAUUUUCCUGACAAGAACAGAUGCUUUUACCUAGUGAUUCUCAAUUAGAUCUCGAACAGGAGGAGCAGUCGUCGAGCUGUGCGCGAUUGAGAGGAUGAGUGGGAACCCAGAGGAUGAGAAGCAUGAAGCAGGAAAGAGCUACCCCCUGGACUUGGCCCCAAAGCUGACCACCAUGAAGACAGUCGAUGGAAAAGCUAUCCUACCGGGACAGUCCUUCAGGAGUGUGAGGGUGCUCACGAAUGCAGGCAGUCAGAGCUCCUCCGCAGCAUCUACAAUCAUCAGCACUAAUAUGGUGCCACAGGCAGCUGUUAUCAAGCAGGGUCAAAACCAAUCGCAGGCGUCAGGGAAUUUAACAAUUAGCAGACAAGCAACGAGUUUACCGGUGGUUUGUCAGAGCGCCCCAGCUGGUACCACAUAUCAUGUGCCCAGAGGAGCUGCAGUUGUUGCAAAUUUGUCUGCUCCAAGAAGCAACGUUGUGGCAGCAAUCAGAGCACCGCUGGUCGUUACAGCGCAAAAUUCGGCUCAAGUAAGUAUAAAUCGAACGAAUUUUGUGCGACCCCCGAGAACCCCGAGUCCGGCCCAAGGAGGAGGAACCUGGUUGACGAACUCUUCGAAUGGAUCGCAGAUCAAAGGCACGAUCAAUUCGCCAAUCAGGGCAGCUGCUGGAAAAUCGCAAUUGGUGGCCAGACCUCAAGUUGUGUCCACCAUUCGUCCGCCGACGGCUAUUCUCCAUUCGACCAUCAUCGGUCAAGGGCAGUUGCAUACAUUCAAGACCAGCCAAGGAACGCCUGCAAUUCAAACGUUGAAUGCGGUGACCUUAGCCCAGGUCUUACCCAGCCGCACGCAGACCCUGGUCUACAGCACCGGGAAUACAACCCAUUUUGCGGCUACUCCUCGGAUAACAAUAGCCACGACGGUGACCACGCAAAGACAACAGACUACAACAGCCAAACCAAUGGUGACGGCGACGAGGUUGGCUGUCCCAGUGAAUGUGACGCAAACCACCAGCAGGUUGGUGGCACCGCAGGCCGCGAUGUUGUCGGCCGCAGGAACGAGGAUAUCGGCGGUAACAGCGACUUCGCAGCAACCGGCGACGGUACUAGGUGCUACCCCGACGAGAAUCCUUUCGACGACACCCACCAACGUCUCCCUGAACAGGCUGACCAUGGCCGUAACGAAUCCCCCGACCACCAGUAACAAUGCGGUCCUGAAUCAGAUCAGAUCGACGUUGGCGUAUCCCAUUAUCGCCGCCACUAAUAGCUCGCAGAAUCGGACGUUGCCCGCCCAAGCUAAAGUCAUCACACCCAACCAAGGUACGGCAAUACAUUUGACCCAAAUUCCGCCGACGCUGAAGUCCAACAUUAUCACGACUACGGCAAGAACAAUUAGUGCUCAGUCUGCAACAAUCGUAGCCCAGAGACCUGGAUCCGUGGUGACUUCUCACCCGAUACCCAUAGCCAAGGUGUUUCCUCAGCAAGGAGAUGGACAGCAACAACAGGUCAUGCCGCCCACCAACUUGUAUAUCCAAGGACCGGUGUCUUCCGUCCCUCGCAGAUCGUCGCCAGGUCCUACGAGUUUGAAUCAGACGAGUAGCUCAGCUCCAGCGACUACAGUUGCUACAUACUCGUUGGCUGGAGGCACGUACAUCUACGACACAUCCUCUGGCAAUUACUCCUCGGUGUCCAGGUCCUUCAAUCCUCAGCAACACACGUCCUUCGUGAUAUCGCAACCGACGAACCAGCAGCAACAGCAGCGGCAGAACCCAGUGCACGCCGAGCUUGUAACCAAUUCGAUGAGGUUCAACUCGAUCAUUCUGGAGCAGGGCAGGAGCUCCGCUUUUGCCCAAGAGAGCUCGCAGGACUUUCAGUCGCUUCAUACGCCGACGAAGGUAACUUCCUCGCCGCGGCCCAGUAUACUGAGGAAACGUGAUCACGAUGGGUCACCCAUGAAGGCGGCCAAAAAUUUGAUCUCUGCUCUUUCGAAUUUACAGCAGCAAUCACCGGUCUCGCCUCUGUCGCGGCCCGACUCGCGGAACAACGGACAUAGCUCAGGUGGUAGUACAACGAUAUCCGCAACUUCAAGUCCCGGUUUGGCGGACGGCAACGACGACAGUAUGCCGCACGUGCCUAUGAAUAAGGAUGAGGAGGAGAAUCGACCGCCGUUGGAAAUGAGUCCCAGGAAGAAACCGCGAAAGCAAAAUUUGACCGGAAAUGAUUUGGACGAGAACAAUGAUGAUAUGCAGUUCAUUUCCGAACGGGAUAUGAAGAAGCCGGAUCCCGAUGAUUCCGAUGGUAUUAUGUCCGAUGGGCCGCAGGACGGUGCUCCGGAGGCUAGAAGGGUGACGACGGUACGUAAGCCGGCUUCUGCAAGUCUUCUCAACAGCUACAAGCAGACAUGGAAGUCAACGCAUAACCACUACCUGAGACAUUCCGAUGUCCGGCCCAAGGAUGAAAGGAAACCAACGAUAAUGGAUUUGGCCAAUCAGCAUCGAGUUCUAGACAAGGUCAACGGUUGGAAGAUCCAUCAUCUGUCCACGCAAAUGGAUGAUCUGGCUCAACAGGAGCAUAUGGUUCACAACCAGUUGACGGAAUUACUGAAGUUCAGCGAGUCCCGAGAUCAAUGCAGCGAAAUCAAUUCCAUCACUGAACUGAUUAAGGGUAAUUUGCAGAGAAUCAAAAUAAUAAACGACGGCAUGAUCGACGCGAAGACUCAGAUAAUGAAAAUCUUCGAUCACAAGACUCACGUGGCGGACAUCAUAAGCCGAUGUGCCAGUAAGCGCAACUACAAGAAACGCGAAAAAUCUUAAGAAAAUGAUUAAUCUUAUCGAAGCAAAGCAGAUUUAUAUGAAUAUAUGAUGACUAUUACAUAUUAUUAUAUAUAUUAUUUACAGAUAUUUUUAAUGAUUGUUAUUUUUUUAUACGAUUCUUGUUUUAACAUUGUGUGUGUAUUUUAUCGGAGGAGGAAGAGUGGAGAUGAGAGAACAUCGUCGGAUCGUCCAAGUUUAUGGAUUUAUUGUUUUAAUUGUCAACUUAUUAUUAUGGCCGGUAUCGCGAAAAAGGUGGAAAAAUUAUAAAGUGAUUUGUACAUUGUUCUUCUAUUUGAUAUUUUUUAUUAUUAUUUUUAUGAGAAAAGGAAAUCAGACUUAAAUUAUUCUGUAUAUAGAAACGAUUUUGUAAAAUUGAAUAAAAACAAAUAUGAUAAGAGGGGAAAGGAGACCAUAAAAGAAGCAGCAGUAAAAAUUUAAUUCUUUACUCAUUUAUUUGUAUAAUUGUAUUUAUUUUCUCUACGACGAUUAUAU
This is a messenger RNA of Nicrophorus vespilloides, 3538 nucleotides long. RefSeq names its product histone deacetylase complex subunit SAP130-A (gene Sap130). Lineage: Eukaryota; Metazoa; Arthropoda; Insecta; Coleoptera; Silphidae. Bases 335 to 3046 code for a protein of 903 amino acids. Gene Ontology annotation, cellular component: Sin3-type complex. The record is from RefSeq and is a predicted model, not a curated record. The transcript has 13 exons. Gene Ontology annotation, biological process: negative regulation of transcription by RNA polymerase II.